AUGCAUAACCUCUCUGCCUAUGUCGCCUUCCGCCAGCAUGGAGCAACACAGGGGUUCCUGAGUUCCCCCAAAGAAAAUUCGCUGUUUGCCAUGGAAAUGCCUGUGGUCACGGAUCCCGGUGCUUUCAAAAAGUGCGGGAAACUUACUAAAAAAGACGUGCUACGAUGGAGUGUCGAUUCGGGUCUUUUUCGAACGUCAGACUCUGCUAUUAGAAGCGAUUUUUUCAAAUUCGGACCUUGUCCCGAUUCGAAGUUCUACAUGGUGGCCUUCAGUAAUGCUUCUAACACAUUCUUUACUGUGGGGCUCUGUCGACUCCCGUUACAAACCGAAACUGAAAAUAAUCUAUCGAUUCGAGUUUCGUUUUCGCUGCUGGAUCUUCGCGAUCGAUGCCACCAUACCUGUGAAAGGACGCUUAAAGAUAUGGAUUCUGUCCAAGCCUCAUUUGAUAAAAGUUGUUACACCAACCACCAUUUGAUGUUCUUGCGAGAGGGGAAGGUUAUAAUCCAUUGCUCAAUGGAUGUGGAUGAGAUCUUGCAGGAGGAUAGUGAUGAGCAAAGUAUUCCUGUCAAAAAAAGUAUUCCUGUUCUUGAAAAUCUGAACCGAGAUUUGGCCGAUGAUUUGUCCAAUCUUCUUCAAAACAGACUGCACACCGAUGUGACUUUGAAUGUUGCUGGUGAGGAAUUUCAUGCUCACAGAGCAAUUCUAGCUGCUCGCUCACCAGUAUUUGCCAAAAUGUUUGAGCAUGAAACUCUGGAAAAGAACAAUAAUCGCAUAGUCAUUGAAGAUCUUUCUAGUGAUGCCAUGAAACAAUUACUUCGUUACUUAUAUACAGGUGAUACAGAUGAACUGUCCACCCAAGAACUGGUAUCACUUUUUGUCGCAGCAGAUAAGUAUGAUUUGCCAAAACUUAAGAAAAAUUGUUCCGCUUCUUUAUGUUCCAGAGUGACCAGUGACAUGGCUCUCAAUGUUUUGGUUGUCGCCAACCUCCAUGGAGAUGAAGAUUUAAAAAGUGCAGCAAUACAGACAGUGCUCGAUAAUGCAGUUGAUGUGAUGAAAUCUGAGGAAUGGCUUUCAUUUUUGAGGGAAUAUCCUGAAGUUGCCAAUACUCAGUCAAGAUGA
This is a messenger RNA of Argiope bruennichi, 1119 nucleotides long. RefSeq names its product TD and POZ domain-containing protein 5-like. Gene Ontology annotation, molecular function: ubiquitin protein ligase binding. NCBI's taxonomy places the organism in Eukaryota, Metazoa, Arthropoda, Arachnida, Araneae, Araneidae. The record is from RefSeq and is a predicted model, not a curated record. Gene Ontology annotation, biological process: proteasome-mediated ubiquitin-dependent protein catabolic process; regulation of proteolysis. Gene Ontology annotation, cellular component: cytoplasm; nucleus. Bases 1 to 1119 code for a protein of 372 amino acids. The transcript is spliced from 2 exons.